GAAUCAUUCAUCCUAUUUUAUCUUUCUAUUCCCCUUUAUAAAUCCAUCUAAUCUACCUGGUCUCUGUCGAGUUUUAAGAUUUUCAAGCUUCCUGAAAUUUAUUUCAAUGGGGAGGAUUGGAUUGUUCGAUCUUGAGAAGCAUUUUGCCUUCUAUGGGGCUUAUCAUAGCAACCCCAUUAAUAUUUUUUUACAUAUGUUAUUUGUUUGGCCUAUCUUAUUUUCAUCUCAUCUUCUUCUGUACUUCACACCUACCCUUUUCAAUCUCCCUCAGGUUGGAUUCGCUCCAUUGGGAUACAACGUCAACUUGGUUCUGAAUAUUGGUUUCUUUCUUACUUUGCUAUAUGCCUCGUUCUAUAUUGUUUUCGAUGAGAAAGCUGGUUUUUUGGCUGCCCUACUCUGCUUCUUCUGUUGGGUAUCUGGCAGUUAUCUUGCAGCUCUGCUUGGCUUUUCUCUGGCCUGGAAGGUAGGUCUGGCCGCACAGUUGUUUUGUUGGUCUGGACAGUUUAUAGGCCAUGGAGUCUUUGAGAAACGAGCACCAGCUCUUUUGGACAACCUCCUUCAAGCCUUUCUAAUGGCCCCUUUCUUUGUUCUACUGGAGGCUCUUCAAAUGUUAUGUGGUUAUGAACCAUAUCCUGGUUUUCAUGCAAAUGUGCGAGCAAAAGUAGAUGCUCAAAUCAAAGAAUGGAAAUCCAAGAAUCAGAAGAAAAUUUCUUAGUUUGUAAAUGGGAAAUAUGCAGUCAAUACAAGUUAUACUGGUUGUUGAAGAACAUUCAUGGAGCCCAUUCCAUGAUUUAACUAUAGUUUCUGUGUGUAUGGAAAUGUACCAUAUAAAAGAAAUAUACACUUGUAAAAUUUUUAGAGUUAAAAUGCUUGCGACUGCUUCAAGAACU
This is a messenger RNA of Telopea speciosissima, 890 nucleotides long. Its product is annotated as 2-hydroxy-palmitic acid dioxygenase mpo1-like. Gene Ontology annotation, cellular component: endoplasmic reticulum. Gene Ontology annotation, biological process: sphingoid catabolic process. The transcript is spliced from 4 exons. NCBI's taxonomy places the organism in Eukaryota, Viridiplantae, Streptophyta, Magnoliopsida, Proteales, Proteaceae. Bases 107 to 715 code for a protein of 202 amino acids. The record is from RefSeq and is a predicted model, not a curated record.